AUGCCGUGCCUCUACUGCGAGUUUACUGGGACAGUUGUCGCUAGCGACCGCGUCCUCCGGCGCUGUUUCGAGCGGUUCCAAUUGAAAGAAAUAUUUUUAUCGUUCAAUGGUGGCAAAGAUUGCACAGCACUACUCGACAUAACAAUAAACAUCCUACAGGACAUUUACAAACGUAAAGACAUAGCGAAAGAUCUCAAAAUCGUGUACAUACGAACAAAAGGGCCGUUUAAAGAAAUUGAAGAAUUCGUAAAACUAGUUGAAAAACAUUAUGAUGCUAAAUUAAUGGUUAGCUGCGGAGAUAUGAAAGAAACUUUACAAAGGAUCCUAGAUCUAGAUGGAAAUUUACAAGCGUGUCUUAUGGGAACGAGGCGAACAGACCCGUAUUGCCAAGAUCUGAAAUUUAUGCAGAAAACAGAUCCGAAUUGGCCUCAAAUUAUCCGCGUGUCGCCCCUUCUCAACUGGUCUUAUCAUCAAAUAUGGAGUUACAUCCUGCAGAGAAAAGUGCCUUACUGCUGCCUUUACAGUAUAGGGUACACAUCAAUAGGCAGUACACAAAACACGUUACCAAACCCGUACCUGGAGCACAAACACUCCAGUGGUACUAAGCUCUACCAUCCCGCAUGGUUUCUCGCAGAUGGCUCCCUAGAGCGGGCCGGUCGCUCCACUCUCUCACACCAAACGACCAAUGGACACGCAAAUGAUCAAAAUAUCAAUGCCUGUGAUUUAUGCGUUAGUACAAAUGGUGUUUGACGGAACUGUACAUAGUAGUAGUCAUUAGUAGGAGUAAAAUUUUCGACCGAAUGCAACUGUGAUUUUUAAACUGCGUUUAGAUGAGUUGAUUAAUUGCUUGCACCAUGCACCUAUUCAGGGAAGUCAGAUUGAAAGAAAAUCUGACAAAGAAAAUAAUAGUAAAAUAACAAAUCGUAAUCGUAACAAAGACGUAAGAAUAUGGGUAACUUUUCGAAAAAAUCAAAUAAUAGAAAUUUUUCAGAAGAAAUUCUGGAAAAUUAGAAAAAAGUAAUAAUGCCAAGACACAUAUUAUGCUCCUUAGCAUUUACAUAUAUCUUUUAAAGUUUUAUUUAUUAGCAUAAAUUAGGAAAUAAAAUUUCAUAAACGUUAAUAUGUAAUUUUUUGAAAAUUACAUUUGGCCCUGUUUUGCUUAUUUCCACAAAUUCUCAUAAUAGAGUUCAGUAUCUUCAAUUUUGACAGGUAUCACUGUCAUAUGCGGAAAAAUAUGGGAAAAAAAAGAUUUAUUUUUUUUAAAUAGAAAUUUGUCCAUGACCCAACACUACGUGCUAUUGAACUACCAACUCCGUUACAAUAUAAAAAUAAAUUAAUCGACUUGUUAAAACGUGAAAAUAAACAUUGCCUUACUUACUUAAUAAUAAAGCUAAGUAUUAGACAAUAAAUAGAAUGUGGACAUAGUUCACAUAUAAAAAAAAUAUUAACUUGGAAUCUUCAAAUAUUACCAAGUCACGUGGUAUAUAAAUAUACGGUACAUAUAAAAUGGCAAGUGUAAUGUCAUGCUACAAGCCACACAAAAACAAUCUUAUUGUCCUCUUGAGAAUAAAUGGACUAAUUUCACGGUCUACAUAUAUUGUGAUGUUAUAGAAUUCAUUUUCGUUCACAUUAUAAUUUACAUAAUUUUAAAUCGUGCGUGAUAUUGAUAUCGAAGCCGUUUUCGCAAGUGUAAAUAACUCUUGCUUCUUGAGUAUUCUCGAGUAAAUUGUAUGGCUUCAAUGAAAUUAUUUACCACCAUGACUGUUGUCACACAGUAAUUUUAAUUAGUAAGUGUAUUUACACUUGAGUAAAAAAUCUGUAGUGAUAAUUACCUGUUCUUACCUACUUAUAGGUACAAAA
Messenger RNA from Hyposmocoma kahamanoa, 1860 nucleotides. RefSeq names its product FAD synthase-like. The transcript has 4 exons. Lineage: Eukaryota; Metazoa; Arthropoda; Insecta; Lepidoptera; Cosmopterigidae. Gene Ontology annotation, molecular function: FMN adenylyltransferase activity. Gene Ontology annotation, biological process: FAD biosynthetic process. The record is from RefSeq and is a predicted model, not a curated record. Bases 1 to 750 code for a protein of 249 amino acids.